GCUGGGCAGUGCGGAGAGCCGGCCCGGAGCCCCCGGCCCCGCGCCAGCCACCCGAAUCACCCGCCUCCUCCACCCCUGCUCGGUACCGAGAGCAGCCGGGAUGAGCGGGGGUCACACCGUGCGGGGCUGCAGCGCGGGGAAUGCGGCCGAGACCCCCGGGGUGGGCUCCAGGCUCCGGGUGUGGGGGGCCCUGGUGGGCGGAAAAGUGCUGCUGACAACGGAGCAUCCCGCACGGCUCGGCCCCGGUGUGUCCGGGACGGCCCAGGGCGGCCCCGCCGGCUCCCCGAGCCCACCUGCCCCCGGUUCCGCAGCCGCGGCCCCCCGCGCCCCCCGCCCCGCACAGCCCGGGAUAGGUUGAAGGCUGCCGGCACCUAGCGGCUACUCGGGAAAAGCGGGAGCGGGCGGAAGCUCCGGCUGCCUCCUGGGACCUCGACCCCGUCAGUCCCCGCAGCACCGGGCGAGGGCGGGAGCCCGGAGACGGCGGGGAGCAACCCCUGUGCCCGCGGGACAGUCCCCGAUCAUCACCCGGGGUCAGCGACCCCCGAGCUGUGCCCUGGGGCAUCGCAGGCAUCGCAAACAUCUGGUUUGGGGCAACUGGAGGGACCUGUCUGGAUUGGUGAGGGGGUGGUGGGCAUCACAGCGGGGUCUUGGGCACAGCACGGGUGUCUUGGGAACGGCAGGGGGGCCCUGGUGUGGGGGUCAGUGCAGCGGGUGGGACAAGAGGAGCAGCGCCCGUCAUGCAGGGCCUGGGCUGAGAACCCCGAAUUCAUCUCAUAGGUGAGUACAUCCAGUGCUCAAACGGGCAUUUUGAGGCUUGAGUGACAGCACUGGUGGCAUUGCCACCAGGGCUCUCAAGACCAUCUUCUCUCUCCCAUGCAGGUGAGUUUGGCAUCAGCAAGUGAAGGCAAGACAGUGGGAAAAGAGGGUCUAUGCCCCCCACACCCCCCAGGCCCCACAAGGUCCCAUCGCACAUCACUGUUCUGAGCCCCUGCCCUGCCUGGCACUGCUGCACAGUGGCCGUGACUCGGGGCAGAGGCACCAGCCUUGACUCAGUGUCCCAGCAGAGACCAAACCCAAACAGGUGCCCAGUCCCGCUCAGGCUGUGGCACCUUAUCAGGCCUUGGCAGCACUGAGUGCCCGCCAGGAGACUGUUGUGUCUGCGGGCAGAGGCAGCGCCAGUGGGGCACGCAGGGGAGGACAGUGUUCCCUCACCUCUGCCCAGGCACUGCUCCCCCAGCUCCCUGUCCCAGCACCAUCCUGUACAACAGAGUGGGGCUGGGCUGGUGCCCCCCAUAGUUGUGCUGCCCCCACCCCAACCACAGCUCUGAGGCCACGCAGGGGCUCAUGCUGGUGUUUGGUGCCCAGUGUAGCCCAGGCCCUUGCCUGGGACAGCCCCAUGCUCCCAGUCCUUGAUGGGGAGCUCUUUGGGAUUCCCGGGGCUGUGGGGGCCCACACUGGCUGCUGCUCCUCAGCCACACACCCCAGCAGGGUCUGGAGCUGCCGCAGCCCUGGGGGGACAUUGCAGGCUGGCAGGAGGCAGGAGCAGGAGGGGGCUGGGGGCCAGAGAGGGCUGUAACCCCCAUCUGAGUGUGGCUCUGAUGAAACCAGUGAGACCCCUGGCCCUUUGGACAUCCUUUGGGACACGGUGCAGGACUCCAAUACCUCCUGCCUCCAGACACCAGCAGCAGGACAGACCUCAGGGAGGACCUGCAGCCAAUGCCCUCUGUUCUCAGCCAGCCCCCUCCUCCACUGGAUUUACUCCCCAUUUCCAGGCAGCUUCUCCUCCCCAGCCCUCCCUUGCAUCCAUUCUGGCAUCUCCUCCUCACCCUGGCUCCCUUCCUGUGGUUCCCCCUCUCCCUGGGCUGGCAGGACAGCCGGUGACCGGGCUGCGUGGGUGCUCAGCACCCGCGGGUGCGGUCCGUGGGUGCGGGGCGGGCCGGGGGCGUGUCGGGGGCCGCCGAUAACAGCGGGCGCCGUGCCGGGGCCGCGGGACCAGACGGCGCAGGCGAGUGGGACGAGCCAAGGACCCCCAUCCUGGGCAGCCGGGCCCCGAGGCAGCGGAAUGGGGUCCAGCACCCCGCUGCGACUCCUCCGCACCCUCUGCAUCCUCUCGGCGCUGGCCAGGUGCCUGCAGCCUGCCACGGCCCAGUGGUUUUCCCUGGGCUCAGAGGACACCACCCCGGAUCCAGGCACCAGCCCCAUGCCCCCCAGCCCGGAUGGGGAGGAAGACACAGAUGCCAGCGUGGAGCCCGUGGGGAAGUUGCUGCUGAGCAAACCUCCUCUGCCAACAGCCCCUAAACGCCGGGACCAACUCUCCAGGGGGGCAGCGAAGGGGUCAGGCCGUGCCCCACCGCGCACACGAGGCCAGCACCGACCCACGGCCGCCCCGGAGAUCUUUGAGGGGAGCGCAGUGGAAGAGGAAUUCCUGCAGAUCCAGACGACGGCCAAGGGGCUGCCCCGGCGGGUCCCGGAGACGGACCCGACCCUCCAGCUGCACAACAUCUCCGGCUGUGUCUGCCCCGUGCGCCCCGGUCCUCCUGGCCCUCCCGGCCCAAAGGGAGAGAAAGGUGACCGAGGGUUCCCUGGAGAGAGAGGCCAGCCCGGAUUCUUAGGAGAGAGAGGGAAGUCCGGCAGCCCAGGACAGCCAGGUCACCAGGGUCCUCGGGGCCCUCCGGGUCCUCCGGGACCCCCGGGGCCCCCAGGACCCCCGGGCGCCUGGGGAGCCCGGGGCCCACCCGUGCCUGCUGCACUCCCUGAGAGAUCAGAGAACGAGCUGGGAGGCUCCAGCCCUGCAGGAAACCCAGGACCCCCAGGUCCCCCCGGGCUGCCUGGCAUGCCCGGACCCCCCGGCUACCCAGGCCACGAUGGCCCCCAGGGUGCUCCUGGGCGGGAGGGAAAGCCAGGACCCCCAGGCCCUCCAGGAGCAGUGGGGCCACCUGGUUUCCCUGGGGCUGAAGGACUUCCAGGGUCUCCAGGCUCAGCUGGACCAGAUGGACCCCCUGGGGCACCGGGACUCCCAGGGCCUCAGGGUCCCCCGGGCAUGCCUGGGCACGAAGGACCCCCUGGUCCCCCAGGAUCUGCAUCACUCCCUGGCAAACCAGGGCUCCGAGGGGAGCCAGGAUUCCCAGGACCAAAGGGUGAGAAGGGCGAGUAUGGGCUGCCAGGCAUGCCAGGGAGCCCUGGCCGGACCGGAGAGCCAGGGUCCCCGGGCAUGCCCGGUCCCAUGGGGCCACCAGGACCACCAGGGGACUCCAGGUGCGACUCACGCCACGCUGGACACCGUGGAUUGGCCGGGCUGCCGGGCCCCAAGGGAGAAAAGGGCGACCCUGGAGAGCCGGGGUGCUGCUAUGGGGAACACGGGUGCAAACCAGGGCACCUCCCCUUCCCCAGCACUGGCAGCCAGCCCGGCUCAUGGGGGGCCAUCAACAGGUACCAGACGGAUGGGAAAGAUGAACCAGAGAUUUAUGGAGCGAUCAUCCCUCAUGGUCUUCAAGGUCCCCCUGGGAACCCCGGUCCCCCUGGGCCCCCCGGCCCCCCUGGCCCACCAGGUCUCCUCUACCUCAACAGGAUGCACCCCGUGCAUGCCCAGCCGCCCUGCAAGCAGCCGGCACCUGCAGAUCGCAGCUGGCCAUCAGAUGCUGGUGCCCCUCAGACAGAGCCGCCGGACUCCCGCGCUGAUCUCCGGCGCCAGACGUGGGUUUUCAAGUCCAAGGAGCUGAUGGUGAAGGCCAGCAGUGCUGUGCCCGAGGGGAGCCUGGUCUAUGUGCGGGAAGGGAGCAACGCCUUCCUCCGGACCCCCUCUGGCUGGAGCCGCCUGCUGCUGGAGGAUCCCAAGUGGGUUUUGGCUGGUGAUGACCCUUCUGCCUCCACCCCACAGUACCAGGAGGUGAAGAGGGUGCAGCCAAGAGGUCCCAACACGCUGUCACUCUUGCAGUCUCCAACAGACUCACUGAUCCAGAAGGAGGAGGAAGAAGGGCUGCCCCAGAUUCUGCCAACCACCACGGCCCCACGGAUCCCAUCUCUCCGCCUGGCUGCCCUCAACGUGCCCCUGUGGGGUGACAUGAGCGGGAUCCGGGGCGCUGACCUGCAGUGCUACCGGCAGUCACAGGAGGCCGGGCUCUACGGCACCUUCCGGGCCUUCCUGUCAGCCCCCAGCCAGGACCUGCUGUCCAUCGUCAAGCGGACAGACAGGACCCUCCCCAUCGUCAACCUGAAGGGGCAGCUGCUGGCCAAGUCCUGGAGCUCCCUUUUUGGGGGUCAGUCUGGUGCUGUCCUGCAGGGUCCCAUCUACUCCUUCAACGGGCGCAACGUCCUGGCAGAUCCCCUCUGGCCCCACCGGCUAGCCUGGCACGGCUCCACGCCACGGGGCGGCCAUGCCCGCCGGUGGGACUGCCAGGGCUGGCGCAGCUCUGGCACGGCCGAGGGCAUGGCUGCUGCCCUGGGCGAGGGCCGGCUGCUGGCUGGCCAGCGCCACAACUGCUCCGCACCGCUGGCCGUGCUCUGCAUCGAGGUGGCUUUUCCUUACCGGCACAUGUGGUGACAACGGUGACACGCAAGCAGGAGCUCCAGGCAGUCCUCCAGGCCUGUGUGGCUGGGGAAUGUCCCUGGGAGCACCAUGGGAGCACUGAGGGGACACUGGGUCUGCAGCCAGGCUGUGCCAUGCCCAGCCCCGGCUGCACCAUCCCAUAGAUCCCUGUGCCAUGGGGCAAUGCUAGGCUGUGCCUGCAGCCUCCUACCCCCACUGGAGCCAACACGGUCACCGCCCAGAAAUAAAGACACAAAAAUGUUGGGUUUUAUGA
Molecule: messenger RNA, 4799 nt
Organism: Taeniopygia guttata (zebra finch)
Lineage: Eukaryota; Metazoa; Chordata; Aves; Passeriformes; Estrildidae
Biological process (GO): extracellular matrix organization
Cellular component (GO): collagen type IX trimer
Molecular function (GO): extracellular matrix structural constituent conferring tensile strength
Source: RefSeq, a predicted model, not a curated record